GUGUGUUCUUAGGUACGAUCUUCUGCUACCUUAACCAUUACCCUGGUUAAGAUUAUUUUUUAGCAUUUUUAGCGUUUCUUAAAGAAGAGAAGAUGGAGGCCACAGAAAGGGAAAACACAGAGGACAUUGAGACUCUCAUGGAGGACAUGGACUACAUCCCUGGUCACUUCCACCUGGAUCUAAAUCUUAACUGUGAUCCUACUGGGCCAGUGAAGCUGAGACAUCGGGACACUUAUUUAAGACAGGAAAGCCUGCGAGCUGAGCUAGAAGCAGAAGUUGGAUAUUUGCAAUAUGCUGUGCGAAAUCUGUUGGGCCUGCUGGCUUUUAACCUGGAACAGCUGGACACUGCUGAGGAAAUAUUCAGGGGCAAUUGCAAAGAGGACCCUGGGAAUCUGAAUGCCUGGGCAAACCUGGGCUACGUGUAUGACAAGCUGGGACGAGAACUGGAUGCAGGGGAGUGUGUGGACAAAGUGUCCAACCUCAUGGGCUUAGACGGCGGUGAGGCGUCUCAGGAUGAGAUCAGGAUUAUGGCUGCACGCUGCCUGGUCGAGCAGGCCUACGUCUUUCCGUACGAUAUAGAGCUGGACAGCGACGACGACUUGAGAGAGCGACUGAACACUGCACUGUCUUUUUACAACAGAGCCCUGCAUUAUGGGGGUGACCUGAUACCGAUAGAGGAAAAACGAAGCUGGUAUUUUAAAAUGGCAACAAUCUACAUAAGGCUGGACAACAUAGUAAAGACCAAAGAGGAUUCUGAGUACUCCAGACUUUCGCACUACAAUAAAGGACUCCAGUUUCUGAAAGAAACACUGGAAUCUGAGAAAACACAGCACAAAGCUCUAGCUUGGUGUUAUGUCGGCAUCAUGUUAGAAAGGAAGAAGGAGUUUUCCCCUGUGCCCAUGUCCAUACACGACUGCGGUUUCUCGGCUUCGGAUCCUCUGUCCUGUUAUGGAACUGCCAUAAAUAUGGCCAGUGACGAUGCAUUUAUCCUGAACCUUCUGGCCAGAGUCUUCUCUCUGCUGGGUAAACAUGAAAUGGCUACAGGGAUCUGCAAUAUGGCCCUAAAUGUGCUGCCAGAUCCAGAACUCAACUGGCAGGCUCACUGCACCCGUGCCAAGAUCAAUAUAAUCCUGUACAUGGGGGACCUCGAGAAGGCAAAGUUUGGUGAUGGUGGAAUCCCAGACCGACAGAAGCUAAUUGAAGCUAGAAAAGACUUAGACAAAGUACUCGGUGUACGCCCCUGUCUUCGAACACAUUUGGAGAUGGCACAGGUAUACUACUACAUGGGUGUAGAUGCACUCCAGGAGAGCCUUUUGGUGGAUGAGAGUGCAAUAAAUAGUGCCCUGGUGAGUUUGUCUCACGCUCUGAAGUUUGAGCUGGGAGACUGCUUACCGGAACUUCAUGUGCUCAGAGGACGCUGCCUCCUCGUGAAAGGCGAGGAGCAGAACGCCGUAGACUGCUUCAAAAAAGCUCUGGAGUUAGAGAAACAAGGGAGCAGAGACACCACAGCCCUGCGCUGCCUCUUACAGGCUCUCCUGACUCUGUUCAUGCAGGGACACCCUGACCCUGGCAUUGUCAUCACUCAGCUGGAAAUGUGGGUGCUCAAGGCAGAGGAGCUGUACUCUCAGGACAUAGUGAAGGCUGAGCUGAGGUACCUUUAUACGACACACACGGCAGAGGUUACAGAGUUAUCGAGGGUUCUGAUCAAGACAGGACGCCUGGACCUAGUGAGGAGGCUGCUGGAUACAGUGGUGCCUGAACAGCUGGCUAAAAAGAGAUCACUGGUCCUUAGGUCGGUCUCAUUAAAAUGAUGCAAAGAUAUGGCUUGAACAGUUAUUAAAGAAUGACUUAACAUCAUUUCAUGUAUUUAAAUAAACAGCUCUUACUAAGUGCUGCCUAUACAGCAUUUACAGGAUGUUUUCUCCAAACUGUGAUUAAUCUAUCGUUCUGUUUUUUGUAAGAUAAUAGCUGUAAGGUAUCAUAUUUUUUGGAGUGCUUCGCAAACUGAGUAGUUUUACAUCUUAAGCAGUCUUACUGCUAUUGCAAAACCCACACACUGUCCCACUACCUCUCACUUAGUAGAUGUUUUACCACUAAUGACCUGCAGAUGGGGGUAUAUACCAUAAGAUUGUUGAACCAAAAACAGAGUUGGCAACAAUGUAUUGUGAGCCUUUGAGAAGUGUGAUGUAAGUGUUUAUAGGACAUUUAAAAUUGCAUUUAAUAAAAUAAUUACUUUUGGAACACUUAAUACACCAACUCUUGCAGAUGUGGAAUCUCACAGGUUUGAGGGGGUACAAGCAUUUAGUUGACACAGUGAUUGUUGAUAUUUUCCUUAAUUUAAAUACAUGUCUAUUAAUUUGUAGUUAAAUGAAUAAGUUAUGAUGACAUAUACAAAGCAAACCUGUUGCUUCAUCCUGCUGCAAUUUGAAGGAUAA
This is a messenger RNA of Maylandia zebra (zebra mbuna), 2435 nucleotides long. RefSeq names its product tetratricopeptide repeat domain 22 (gene ttc22). NCBI's taxonomy places the organism in Eukaryota, Metazoa, Chordata, Actinopteri, Cichliformes, Cichlidae. The record is from RefSeq and is a predicted model, not a curated record. Gene Ontology annotation, molecular function: protein binding.